GACCGCCGGUUCGUUACCAUUAAAUUGUGAGGAACAUCCUCGCUCAUCCCGGUUAGAGAGGGUUUUUAGUUUCACUAUGCUACUGGAAGCUCGAAGGGCAAUCGCGCGCUGUUCUAGUGUAUUGGCUUUGUGAAUCUGUGAGACAUGACAACUGUCGGAACCUUGAACCAGCAUUGCUUCAACCGAACAUAAAACCUAUAAUCAACCACCACCGGUAGUGACCAUGGCCAUCAAACGACAUCCGUGGAAAAUCGAAAGAACAUAUGUACGAACAAGCGCAGCCCAUACCGUAUGAUAUCAAAAAGUGCUUCCGAGUGUGACCGAGUUCGUAAAUAAAUCCCGUUUUCAUCCUUGUUGUUCGCCCGGCUUAACAGAUCGAUAAGGAUUUUAAUUUAAAAUUAGCACCCCUUGAUCUGCGGGACACGUUUGUUGGUACGCUGCCAGCCAGCUCGACGUCGAAUUGAUUGGCCGGUUGCAUAGGCAUCCAGUUGUGCAAGCUGGACAAACAUCGAAAUCAGGCGAUUCCACCACGACCACCGUCCUACGUGCGAAAAUGAAAGUGUUCGAUAUAAUGGGCGGGAAAACGACGUCACUGGGCGGUGGUGCUUCGCAUCCGUUGGACUUCAACUGGUCCUCCGAUGUGGUCAACGUCCAGGUCGAAGGUGAACCCAUACAGGAGCUGGUAUCGUCGAAGAAGUUGGCCACGACCACGCGGCUGAUGGGGAAGGAAAUCAUCUCGAGACGUUCGUCGCCCUCGAUUGCCAACUCAUACUCGCGGCCGUCGAACAAUUCGGAUAUACUGGCCCCGGAGCGGAACCAGCGGGUGACCAUGUACGGGUGCGUCAUGUUCAAUCCGAACUCAAGGAAAGGCCGUCGGUUGUUUAUGUGCCAUAUGCUGGUGGUGCUGCUGGUCCCGAUCCUGGCCGUGGUCCUGCAAAACAGUGUCAACCUCCAACAGCAAGUGACGAAAUACGAGACGACGAAACGUGUCGAGGAAGAGAUCCGAAUGACCAUCAACAUGACCGAACUGGUGCGGGUCGUGCAGAAUGAGCGUAAACUGUUGAGCUACUUUGUGCUGACCCGGAAAAACCGGGCCGCCGUGGAGCAGGCCUUCGUUGAGACGGAUCGAGUGCUGAGUGGGCUGAUUGCGCUGAACCAGCAGUGGGAUAUCGAGUUCAACGGGAGCUCCAACCAGACCAUCGAAGGGGAUUUAAGCGAAACCAGGAAUUUAUUAUUAAGAACGGACUCCCCAGCGGAGGAUACCAACGCUUCGAUAGCGACGUACUUCGAGCCCUACAACGAGCUGAACCGGCACAUGAUCGACCAGAUCAGCCAGAGCGUUGGAUUUUCGCUGAGUGGACAUAUCUGGCGACAGCUCGUUGUGUACAAGAACAUAAUCGAAGCCAUAGAGAACAUCAACAUAGCGGCCAUCUUGGUGCUGCAGUUCAUCAAACGAAGUCGACUGGGGUUGGACGACUUUGCGCAGUUCGUUCGCAGGGAUGCGGCAGCCAUGGAUCACCUAAGGUCUGCGGAAAACUUUAUGGCUAAUUUAGAACUCACGAAGACUAAGGAGUACGCCAUCUUGAGCAAGUGGCGCCAUCAGGUUCUGACGAACACGUCUUCCGCUGGGCGUGAAGAAGGCCUUGCCGAAUACUACCAAUCGGUUAACAAGUUCAUCCAGGAUAUGAUCGUGCAUCAGAAUUAUCUGCAGAUAAAGAUUUUCGAAACGGUUGAUCAGGAGAUGCGAGACGCCAGGCUGUACCAGACGAUCUCGAUCGUUCUCGUAUUGUUGAUCAUCGUCAUCAGCCCGAUUCUGGUAAUUCUGGUUCGAAACGCUACGGAUACAAUUCAGGACUUUUCCAAGGAGCUAGUCACCCGAACCCUGGAACUUCGCUGCGAAAAGAGCAAAUCCGAUCGGCUACUCUAUCAGAUGCUUCCGCCGGCGGUCGUCCGUCAGUUGAAGCAGCAGCGUCAGGUCCCGGCGGAAACCUUCGAAUCCGUAACGAUCUUUUUCAGCGACAUCGUCGGCUUCACGUACAUUUCGGCCGUCAGCUCCGCCAUGGAGGUGGUCACCAUGCUGAACACCCUGUACCGACUGUUCGACACCAUCAUUUUGAAGUAUGACGUCUACAAAGUGGAAACGAUCGGCGACGCGUACAUGGUCGUGUCGGGACUGCCUCAACGUAAUGGAGACAAGCACGCAGGGGAGAUCGCCAUGAUGUCGUUGGAUUUGCUGUGCGGAAUCUCCGGAUUCAUCAUACCGCACAUGAAGAACCGGACCCUGGAGAUCCGGGUGGGCGUCAAUACGGGACCUUGCGUGGCCGGAGUGGUCGGCACGACCAUGCCCCGGUACUGCCUGUUUGGGGACACGAUCAACACCGCGUCCAGGAUGGAGUCCACGGGGGAACCCAUGAAAAUUCACCUCUCGCAGAAUACCAAAGAGAUCCUGGACAGGCUCGGUGGGUUCAAGAUCAAACGCCGGGGGACCAUCGAAGUCAAGGGCAAGGGAACGAUGGAAACCUUUUGGUUGGUGGGUCAUACCAUCUAUGAACACCUUUCGCCGGAUACGGUCAUUCCGAUCUACAAACCGGAUGUGGUAACGGAGCCAGACUUUUUGCAGAUCAUCUACUGAUUAACCGCCGCCGGCGAUGACCCAGUUUUGUGAGGUCAUGGGCUGAAUCAUCCUUCACGAUCAGGAUCGUGCAAAAAUCUAUCUAUUUUGAGUGAAUAAGUGGAUGGAAAGAAAUUUAUUGUCAAUCUGAUGGAUGUUUAUCGAUGUGUGAGUGUGAGUGUGCUGUUUCCCUAACGAUGAUUCUAUAGAAAACGUUAUAUGUAAUGAAUAGAAAGCACAGAUUUUGACAGUGGGUCCAAAACUAUCUGCUUGAGCUUGAGGUUAAUCUUGAUUGAUCGCCCGUAGUAGCUUCUCCAGUGUCGCCAGAUCAGUUACACUUACACAAAGAACCAAUCCGAUUACUGCUUCGGACUAACAAGCAUCUUUAGUGUGUAAGUGUUAGUGAUCUUCUGUUUCCAGGCGAGUGUUUGGGGCAUGGCUGUUUGGCAGUGGUUCACUUUGGUGCGUGGAACUGCCGUUUGGAAGGCAUUGUAUGUUGAGAUUACUGUGAAGAUAAUGCGGCUGAGUUCGCGGGUUACCGAUUUGCAAGCGUAAGGUUCAUAUAGAUUGAUUAUAUUGUGAUGUGAAGUUGGAAGAAAGGGAAACGGCUUCAACCCGUUUCUGGUUCAAGCUAUGGCUAUGAACAUAUGAAUCUACUCUACAUAAGCUGUACAUGUAGAGAAAAGGGAGAAAGUAGAUAGGAAGUAGCAAAGUAGGAUGAAAUGGAUUGAAUCCCGGACUUUCUGCAUACAAAUCAGAAGCAGUAGCCAUAAUUGAUGGUCGAUUUCUUAUUAGAGGGUCCAAAACUACCUAUUUGAAGAAGCCGUAUUUUAUGUAGUUCCUUGAAUGGCUGUAGUAGUAUUAAAUACAUAUGUCAUGCUAUGUUGUUAUGAAAAA
This is a messenger RNA of Aedes albopictus (Asian tiger mosquito), 3508 nucleotides long. RefSeq lists its product as uncharacterized. The transcript is spliced from 9 exons. The record is from RefSeq and is a predicted model, not a curated record. Gene Ontology annotation, molecular function: adenylate cyclase activity; guanylate cyclase activity; peptide receptor activity. NCBI's taxonomy places the organism in Eukaryota, Metazoa, Arthropoda, Insecta, Diptera, Culicidae. The coding region runs from base 554 to 2632 and encodes 692 amino acids. Gene Ontology annotation, cellular component: plasma membrane. Gene Ontology annotation, biological process: intracellular signal transduction; receptor guanylyl cyclase signaling pathway; cGMP biosynthetic process.